Messenger RNA from Drosophila mauritiana, 2722 nucleotides. RefSeq names its product probable polyol transporter 6. Lineage: Eukaryota; Metazoa; Arthropoda; Insecta; Diptera; Drosophilidae. The coding region runs from base 1171 to 2646 and encodes 491 amino acids. Gene Ontology annotation, cellular component: membrane. The transcript has 3 exons. Gene Ontology annotation, molecular function: transmembrane transporter activity. Gene Ontology annotation, biological process: transmembrane transport. The record is from RefSeq and is a predicted model, not a curated record.
CAGGCUGUCGGCUAGAGUAAUUAGACUCCAUUAGUGGGCUGGCAGACGUCGCCGCGUUCCACCCGAAAGCAGCAGUAAAGAAAUUUAUGCAAAGUGCUCAGGAGCCAUGUGCCACUCCAGAUCUAUCUCCAUCUACAGACAUACUCAUACUCAUACCCCACCCCUACCCACACUCGUAUAUCCGUAGCCACAUGUUGGCGCUCAUAAUUUUUACGCCAUUAGACAACUUUGUGCAUAAACUCAUUAAAAUGUACUUGAAUCCCUCGAAACGAAAUGGAGAUGGCACUGCUGAUGUGCCUGGAUCUGGAGCUGGGAUGCCUUGGCGAGGCGUUUGGCUAAUUUGUCGAGCAGCGUCAAAUGACAGGGAAAAGGCAACAGUCUGUCUCCCCGAUGCCCCACCCCUCGAAUCCGUGGACAUGUGGCGCAAUUUGACAGCUUGAGGCGCAACAAGAUAGAUUGACUCGCAAAGAUGCUGGGCUGGCCGGACUGAAGUUGGGUGUGGAUGGAAAUGGCAAUGUCAGUGCAGACAUUACGCAAUUUGAGACAACUCAAGCAAACACUCGAGUGUGGCCGCCACUGGGAUGAUUAUGAUUACGAUUAUUAUUUUAAGCCUGAUGAGUUUGUCUCUGUCUUGCUCUCUGGAAUUAUAAUGCCAAACAUAAUGAAAACGAUGAACAGGCGCUGGGGAGUCAUCAUGCAACACAUGGCUGCAUCCAUCCAGGUCUGGGAUAGUUUAGGAUAGAUCAGUGAUUUACUGUCAUCAAAAAAUUCAAAAAAAUAGCAACGCUUUUUUUAUGGCAUUUCCCACACGUGGGAAAUAAAAGAAGCACAUGUGUUAUCAGUCAACAUGUCUUAAAAACCAAUAAAGGCCAAUGAUAUAUAAAAACUAUUUUUAGUUUACCACACCGUGUUGACCACCCGAAAAGUCCCCAUUUUCCCUGAUCAUGAAUCAUAUUCAAGGCCAAACGCCCAAUUGACUUGAAUCGAAUCGAGUAAAAUCGGUGAAGACACUAGUAUCUAUAAACUGAUUAUAAUGUCAUUUACUUAUCAGCAAGAUAUCAGUAUCGCCAAGUUCGAACCACCUUUUGUCCGAUUUAAGCACGAUUGUAGACUUGUAGUGGUCCCCAGUAACGACCGAGCUACCGAACGAAAAAUAUCGACUUUGUAAGAAUGAGUGGUAUGCAAACCACAACUGUGGACCCAGUACCCAGCCCCCCACAGGAAACCAUCAUCAUUGCCACCGCCGCACCACCACCUGAGCCCAGAAAACCGGCUGUGACCACUAAUAACAGAGGAUACUUUACCCGCAUCAAUAAACAGAAUUAUGCGUCCUAUACAGUUUUCUUCCUAUUCAUCUAUGGUGGCAUGGACCUGGCAGCCAGCUUGGGCUGGAGUCAACCCUACAGCGUCCUCCUGUUUACGGAGUACUCGUACUGUUGGUUUGUAGGUGUCAUCAUUGGAGCACUGGCCGCCACUCUCACCAUGACCUUUUUGCCCAAGCUGGUCUACUAUGUUUUUGGUGCUCUGAUGCAGCUAACUGGAUCCAUUAUAUUUACGGCUGCACCUGCAGACUAUUCGGCCUGCCUGGCCGCCCGCUAUUUGGCCGGGUUAGGGAUUGGCCUCAUUACGGUGCCCUUCCUCAUUCACAACGCUGAGGUGGCAUCUAGCAACUUACGAGGAGUCAACGGCGGAAUGGAGCAGUGCGGUCUAGCCCUCGGAAUUUGCUUUCAAGUGAUUUUUACUACGGAGUGGACUUCAUUAAUUGACUCAAACCCAAACGAGAUCCAUGGCAUCCUAGGGAUCAUAGUCUCAUUGUUUGGCUUGGCGAUGACUGCACUGGUGGUAGAGUCGCCAAUCUUCUUUCUACGUCGAAAUAUGGAGAACAGGGCAAAGCAGAGCCAGGAGAAACUUUUGAGCCAUAAUCCCGGUGGCGUUAAUGCAGCUCUCAAGGAGGCCAGAAGGUACGUGGCGGAAAGCGACAACCGGACGCUGGGCGAGGAGCUGGUGGCCUCGGUGAUGCCCUUCUUGAAAAUGCUGCUCUUCCGCUGCUUCGUGGCAUUCUCCUUCUCACUGCCAUUGACCAUGUCGAUCAUCUCGAGCACCGCAGUAGCGGAGAAGGGCCUCAGUCUUUGGCCAAUCUACCUAUUUGGCGUUCUUCGUGGGAUUGGAGUCAUGGUGGCUUUCUUAUUCCUGGACACUUUGGGUCGCAAGGCGGUGUCCUUGGUGGGUCUGCUCGUUAUGGCUGGACUAAUGCUCUGGCUGGCGGGUCUAUAUGCCAACGUGACCAACUUAAUUAGCUUUAACUUAAUGACCUCAGCCAGCAAUAUCGGAUUGGCUUUCCAGGUAUUCGCCGGACUCUUCGUGUGCAGCUCAUCCGCAUACAUGGGCGAGGCUUUUCCCAUGCGGGUCAAGUCGUUCCUGGUCGGAGUGAUUGUCAUCAUUGAGCAGGUCGUCCAUAUCGUGGUAAUUGCCUGCGUAAGCUCUGUGCCCAGCCAGGACUUCUUCUUCCAGUAUUUUUUGGCCGUUGGCAUUAUCAUGCUGGUGGGCAUGAUCUUCUUUACCGUGUCUCUGCCGGAGACAAAGAAGAUGACGCUGAGGAAGGCUGGCCAACGUUUUCAGAAGUGGUACGACCUACAGAUGUACUAGGUCUAAGACUCCAAACUCAUAUUUGUUUAAAUUGCCAUUUACUUUCUUACUAAUUUAAGUUAAUAAAAUAAGAUUC